This is a messenger RNA of Hipposideros armiger (great roundleaf bat), 3570 nucleotides long. RefSeq names its product myosin IC (gene MYO1C). Gene Ontology annotation, cellular component: actin cytoskeleton; microvillus; plasma membrane. Gene Ontology annotation, biological process: actin filament organization; endocytosis; actin filament-based movement. The coding region runs from base 167 to 3358 and encodes 1063 amino acids. The record is from RefSeq and is a predicted model, not a curated record. The transcript has 33 exons. NCBI's taxonomy places the organism in Eukaryota, Metazoa, Chordata, Mammalia, Chiroptera, Hipposideridae. Gene Ontology annotation, molecular function: microfilament motor activity; actin filament binding; ATP binding.
GCUGGACCAGACACAUCCCCUGGGGCUAGAGUUGAAGCUGAACCAAGUGACCAUCCCAGCGUGCGACUAAAUUCCUGGCUCCAGGAGCAGCCAGAGCCAGUGGGCAGGCAGGCAGGCUUUUGCUCAGAGGCCCUAGUGCUCAGCACGCUGGCUAUCCACAGGCGGAAUGGCACUGCAAGUGGAGCUGAUCCCCACCGGGGAGAUCAUCCGUGUGGUUCAUCCCCACAGACCCUGCAAGCUUGCCCUGGGCAGUGACGGGGUGCGGGUGACCAUGGAGAGUGCACUGACUGCCCGUGACCGAGUAGGGGUACAGGAUUUCGUGCUGCUGGAGAACUUCACCAGUGAGGCAGCCUUCAUCGAGAACCUGCGGCGACGGUUCCGGGAGAACCUCAUUUACACCUACAUUGGCCCAGUCUUGGUCUCUGUCAACCCCUACCGGGACCUCCAGAUCUAUACCCGGCAGCACAUGGAGCGUUACCGUGGCAUCAGCUUCUAUGAGGUGCCACCGCACCUGUUCGCGGUCGCUGACACUGUGUACCGGGCAUUACGCACGGAGCGCCGCGACCAGGCAGUGAUGAUCUCGGGGGAGAGCGGGGCAGGCAAGACAGAGGCCACCAAGAGGCUGCUGCAGUUCUAUGCUGAGACCUGCCCAGCCCCCGAGCGGGGGGGUGCUGUGCGUGACCGGCUGCUGCAGAGCAACCCUGUGCUGGAGGCCUUCGGAAAUGCCAAGACCCUCCGGAAUGAUAACUCCAGCAGGUUUGGGAAGUACAUGGACGUGCAGUUUGACUUCAAGGGUGCCCCUGUGGGUGGCCACAUCCUCAGUUACCUCCUGGAGAAGUCCCGUGUGGUCCACCAAAAUCACGGGGAGAGGAACUUCCACAUCUUCUACCAGCUCCUGGAGGGGGGCGAGGAGGAGACACUGCGCAGGCUGGGCUUGGAACGUAACCCUCAGAGCUACUUGUACCUGGUGAAGGGCCAGUGUGCCAAAGUCUCCUCCAUCAAUGACAAGAGUGACUGGAAGGUUGUCAGGAAGGCUCUGAUGGUCAUCGACUUCACUGAGGAUGAAGUGGAGGAUCUGUUGAGCAUCGUGGCCAGUGUCCUGCAUUUGGGCAACAUCCACUUUGCUGCUGAUGAGGAGAGCAACGCCCAGGUCACCACCGAGAACCAGCUCAAGUACCUGACCAGGCUCCUUGGUGUGGACGGUUCAACGUUGCGGGAAGCCUUGACACACAGGAAGAUCAUUGCCAAGGGAGAAGAGCUGCUGAGCCCACUGAACCUGGAACAGGCUGCGUACGCACGAGAUGCUCUUGCCAAGGCCGUGUACAGUCGCACUUUUACCUGGCUGGUUGGGAAGAUCAACAGGUCUCUGGCCUCCAAGGAUGCUGAGAGUCCCAGCUGGCGGAGCACCACGGUCCUUGGGCUCCUGGACAUUUAUGGCUUUGAAGUGUUUCAGCACAACAGCUUUGAGCAGUUCUGCAUCAAUUACUGCAACGAGAAGCUGCAGCAGCUCUUCAUUGAGCUCACCCUCAAGUCGGAACAGGAAGAGUAUGAGGCAGAGGGCAUUGCGUGGGAGCCUGUCCAGUAUUUCAACAACAAGAUCAUCUGUGACCUGGUAGAGGAGAAGUUUAAGGGCAUCAUUUCCAUUUUGGAUGAGGAAUGUCUGCGCCCUGGAGAAGCCACGGAUCUGACAUUCCUGGAGAAGUUGGAGGAUACAGUCAAGCACCAUCCACAUUUCCUGACGCACAAACUGGCUGACCAACGGACCAGGAAAUCUCUGGGCCGCGGGGAGUUCCGCCUUCUGCACUACGCUGGGGAAGUGACCUACAGUGUGACUGGAUUUCUGGAUAAAAACAAUGACCUCCUCUUCCGGAACCUGAAAGAGACCAUGUGCAGCUCGGAGAAUCCUAUUAUGAACCAGUGCUUUGACCGGAGCGAGCUCAGUGACAAGAAGCGGCCGGAAACGGUCGCCACCCAGUUCAAGAUGAGCCUCCUGCAGCUGGUGGAGAUCCUGCAGUCUAAGGAGCCUGCUUAUAUCCGCUGCAUCAAGCCCAAUGAUGCCAAACAGCCCGGCCGCUUUGAUGAGGUGCUGAUCCGGCACCAGGUGAAGUACCUGGGGCUGAUGGAGAACCUACGAGUGCGAAGAGCCGGCUUUGCAUAUCGCCGCAAAUAUGAGGCUUUCCUGCAGAGGUACAAGUCGCUGUGCCCAGACACAUGGCCCACGUGGGCAGGACGGCCCCAGGAUGGAGUGGCUGUGCUGGUCAGGCACCUUGGCUACAAGCCAGAAGAGUACAAGAUGGGCAGGACCAAGAUCUUCAUCCGCUUCCCCAAGACCCUGUUUGCCACAGAGGAUGCCCUGGAGGUCCGGCGGCAGAGCCUGGCCACGAAGAUCCAGGCCUCCUGGAAGGGCUUUCAUUGGCGGCAGAAAUUCCUCCGUGUGAAGCGAUCAGCCAUCUGCAUCCAGUCGUGGUGGCGGGGAACACUUGGAAGGAGGAAGGCCGCCAAGAGGAAGUGGGCGGCACAGACCAUUCGGAGGCUCAUCCGAGGCUUCAUCCUCCGCCAUGCACCCCGCUGCCCCGAGAAUGCCUUCUUCCUGGACCAUGUGCGCACAUCUUUUUUGCUCAACCUGCGGCGGCAGCUACCCCGGAAUGUCCUGGACACUUCCUGGCCCACUCCCCCACCUGCCCUGCGUGAGGCCUCGGAGCUUCUGCGGGAAUUGUGCAUGAAGAACAUGGUGUGGAAGUACUGCCGGAGCAUCAGCCCUGAGUGGAAGCAGCAGCUGCAUCAGAAAGCCGUGGCUAGUGAGAUCUUCAAGGGCAAAAAGGACAAUUAUCCCCAAAGCGUCCCCAGGCUCUUCAUCAACACACGGCUUGGUGCAGACGAGAUCAGCCCCAAAGUGCUGCAGGUGCUAGGCACUGAGCCCAUCCAGUAUGCUGUGCCUGUAGUGAAAUACGACCGCAAAGGCUACAAGCCCCGCUCCCGGCAGCUGCUGCUGACGGCCAGUGCUGUGGUCAUCGUGGAGGAUGCCAAAAUCAAGCAGAGGAUUGAUUACACCAACCUGACCGGGAUCUCCGUCAGCAGCCUGAGCGACAACCUCUUUGUGCUGCAUGUGCAGCGUGAGGACAACAAACAGAAGGGGGAUGUGGUGCUGCAGAGUGAUCACGUGAUUGAAACACUGACCAAGACCGCCCUCAGUGCUGACCGUGUGAAUAAUAUAAACAUCAACCAGGGCAGCAUCACGUUUGCAGGGGGCCCUGGCAGGGACGGCAUUAUCGACUUCACAUCUGGCUCGGAGCUGCUCAUUACCAAGGCCAAGAACGGGCACCUGGCUGUGGUGGCCCCACGGCUGAACUCUCGGUGAUGAAGGCACCCACUGGACCCUCCCACCUCCCAUUGCUUUGCUUAUCCUCUCUUACCCUUCUCAGUUACCAAAGACUCGAGCUUCCAGACAGGGACCCAGGGACACCUCGAAGCCCACCGACAAACUCCUGCCUCCUGCUCGUCCCUCUCUUGAGGGAGCCGCGGGGGCCAGGGAGCUGCCACAGGAGCGGGCCAGGCCGGGCCACAGCAAUA